AUGGUUGUUAGAUCCUGAAACAGCAGCUGUUGGGUAAGUAAAUAGCGUAUGUGAAUGUUUUGUAGAAAAUACGACGCAAAUUUAGUUUGGUGGAAUAGAAGUGUAACAUAUUGUUUUAAAGUUCAUUUCGCUUUACAAAUAUAUUAAUGACGGUGGUUAUACGGGCAUUGGAGACUUAUAUUGAGCACAUUUAACGAAGUAUUGAAAGACCGUUAAGUGUUCGUCCAUUAACCUAUUUCUGUAGAAGGAUUGGUUUAGAACAAUAAUAUAAUGGCAAAAUUAUCAGAGGGCCAAAUGAAUGUAGCAGCCCUGAAAAGGGUUGAUCCAUAUGUCAGGGAAAUUUUAGCAACCGCUACCCACGUUGCUCUAUACAAUUUCAGCGCAGAAGACAACGAAUGGGAGAAAACUGACGUUGAAGGUGCUUUAUUUGUGUAUAAACGUAGUGGAGAACCUUUUAACAGCAUACUUAUUAUGAACAGACUGAAUACCAAAAACUUAAUAGAGCCAGUUACGAUUGGUCUUGAGCUACAGUUGAAAGAACCUUUCUUGCUGUACCGUAAUGUGAAAGGUCAAAUUUUUGGUGUGUGGUUUUACGACAAAGAUGAAUGUGUCCGAAUAUCGUCAAUAUUGAACAAAUUAGCGGCGGAAUGCUCCUUGCUUAAGAAACUUCCGAAUGAAAUGGUUCAGGUAGCUUGCAGACCAGAAUUCAAAGCGAAACCCAAUGUUGACAUAUUUAGCUUGCUAAGUAAGGCUAAAGAGAAUUAUAACAGUCACAAACAAGCAGGAACAGUGGUUCCAAAAUUAGACGUGGAAAGCAUCCAGCAAAUGCCGCAAGGCGUGGUUGAUUUCUUCGUGAAAGCCAGCAGGCCGAACGGCAGCUCGCAGCUGGCAGCGGAGAAGGUAGGCGACGUGUUCCUGAGCCACCACGUCCAGAAGAACGGCCACGCGAUCGCGGGUCUGGACGUCACGAAGGAAGCCAGCCGCGGGGAGAACCUGAAGCCACUGCUCCAGCGCCUCAUGUCGAACCCUGCCCACAGCGUGGAGCACAUCGAGAAGCAGCAGCGUUCCGUCACUCCGCAGUUCGAGAGUAGCGGCACGGCCAAGAAGGCAGCCGGCAAGGACUUCCUCAAGCACGGGGGCAGCGUAAACAAGUGCAACUUCUUCUCCGAAGAAAGUGGCUCCAAGUUGAACACCACGGGGCCGACUCCCGGGACCGCUCCGGAGCAGCUGACUCCCGGUGUUCACGCCAGCCAGGACGUCCUGGAGGCGGAGGAGGGCGGGGACUUGCUGCGGGGGGCUUCGCCCCUGGCGGACUCCCUCGCGGCGGAGUACGGGGACCAGCGCUCGCUGUCGGCGCCCCUGUGCGGGUCCUGGGAGACCCCGCAGACGCCGGCCCUCAUGCCCCCCACCAUGUUCACCUCGACGCCCUCGCAGGUGGGCGCGGUGCCCGUGACCCCGUCCCAGCUGGUGUCCCUGGAGGAGGGGCAGCUGGCGGACGUGAGGCCCGAGCCGCUCACCAAGAGGCAGCUGCUGCAGGCGACCUCGUACCUGCUGAAGCACGACCCCGACUUCAUCAACAAGCUCCACGAAGCCUACGUCAAGUCCUUCUCCGAACUGGUGUCGUAGGACCCCGACGGCAGUUACAAUGCUUACAGCAACUACAGUAUGGAAGGAGAUACGGCUGUGCUCCUCGCAGAAUAGAGUUCCAAGCCAGUACUGCUGAUGUCGUCAACUUGGUCAGCGCAAGACUGAAAAUGAUUGAAGGUGUGUCGUGAUGAAUCACGUGACGUUUUUACGUCUCCGUCAUCAUAAAGGGUUUUUAGCUUGAAACGUAUACUUAAGUUAGUUUAACAAUUUUUCGAGUAAGUUUGUUAUGUUUUUUUAUUUGGUAUCAGUGGCGAUCCAGGUGCUUACGAGAACAAGGAUUGUAGGGGUCAUUUACCCCACAAGGCACACCUCUCUCCGUUCCUUGAUUCACCACUGAGACGAAUAGAAUAUAGUUGAGUGUGUCAGCAACUGAUCGUUUGUUAUUAUGUGUUUUUUUAGUUACUCAUAUUUGGCUUUAUUGGAUUCAAGUAAUUCUGUUUAUUUCCGUCAAAAAAAAAUAGGUAACCCAAAUGUGCAUAGUCUUGGAGAGGAAUGUUGUGUAGGAAAAUGUUUGCAGCUUGCAGUGUACCUACAUUAUUAUUAUUUUAUUUGAUAGGAGAUAGCCUGCAGUUCGUGAAAUAAAAAUUAGUUUUUAUUGUGUGACUAUAAAUCGAUUAAACAUAAUCACUAGUCACCUGUGAAUUUUUUUAUUAGAACUAGAAUUGUCUCUCAUGAGGGUUGAAGUUGGGUUUGAACAGAAACAAAAAAAGAAAUGAUGAUGCCAUUUGGCUACUAAAAUAAUUUGGUUGCUAAAUUGUUUUCUUAUUUACUAAGUGCUAACUUUGUUAAAGUUCAUGAUAUUUGCAAUGUCUGACGAUCUUCUACACUAAAAAAUGGGGUAGAAUAAACUUAUUUUUGGGGUUGCUUUAAAAUAGGGUAAGUCAUUUUCAGCUCAUACCAAGACCAUUAAACUCAGAAUUGAAAUGUUUUUGUGACCAGUUGAAUGAAUCAGCUGAAUUUAUUGGAAAACUUGUGUUCGUAUUUUUUGUACCUGUUGAGUUGGUAUACAGAAAGUAUGAGUAGCAUUACUAUGCAUGUCCUGAUUGGAUUUGAUAUUGUGUAUUAUAUACAUGUACAUUUUGUAUAAAGCAUGAUUUUUUUAUGUUUAUAGAAAUGUACAUAUUUUGCUGUGGCUUAUAUUUUUCCAGUUAGCAUUUAAGCUACUGUUUUUCCUAAGUUUGAAGAGUCGUGUUCAGAAGUAGAGUUAUUAUCUGGAAAUGUAAAAUUGUACAUUUCUCAAAUUGAAUAUUGUACCUUCGUGUUGCAAGACGAAGAAGUAAUUUAGAAUAUGUUGAUUAAAAUUUUGUAAAUAAUAUUUAUGACAACUUAAAACCUUUUAAAGCAGUCUUGUGAUAAUUAGAGUAGAAAAUAUUGUUUUCUAAAACUAUGUUUGGUUUGUGAAUGACAAACGUUUUAAAUUGUGCGUGAUUGUGUAUGUGAGAAGUGUAUGUCUGUAUUUUUAUGUUUUAAGAAAUUAAAUUAGUCUGUAAAUUUUCAUGUAAUCACUUUUUUUAUGUAAGAAGCUUUGCUGAAUUACUAGUGAUAGUGAGUUGUUGUAUGAACAAAGUUUUGUGUUAAUAGGCUUUUGCAUAAGUUAGUAUUUUGAGAGGAGAAGUUUAUUUUUUUGUGUGUCAUACAUACAGUAGUUCUUCAACAACACUGUCGGUAGAAAUAUUGCAGUGGAAUUUUUCAUUAUGUUCAAUCAGCUAUGGUUGGAACUAGCUCAGUGGUUUAGAUUAAAAAAAGAUUCUGGUAAUUGGUUGGUGAGUCAGGGCAGUUGUAAUAGAAAUGGGAUCAACAUACCAUGUUCUUGGGCACGUAACCCUAGCUUUAAGAAUAGAAUUGCAUACAAAAGUUGUAACGUUUAUCAGUAAACUGUUCUGGGUUAAAGUAAUUACUUAGCGACAUUACUUUUUGUCACGAUUAGUGAUGACAAAAAUUUAUGAGAAUAAUCCUAUUGCAUGAAUACCUUGUGCUGAUUAAUUUCUGCUGUAUUUAUCUUGUUAUUGGUCUUCAUCGUUGAGCAAUUAUUUAAUUUCAUAAGGCUUGUAAAAAUCUAGCUGUUGUGUGAGUGACAGCUUUUGUGACUGGGCCUCGCAGAAUUGCUAGGCCAUGUAUAGUCAUGCGAGUAAGAAGAAUAUAGCAGUGCAUUUGCAACAGUAGUGCAUGCAGUGCGUCGGUUUUUAUUUGGACUAACAAUAUGUACGAUAAAAAAUUUCUUCAAAUCAUCACAGGAAUGAACUUUUUUAAGGACUGUAUUUAAGUUCAGGGAACUCUGUAACUGUCAGUUAAUUUUUUUUGUUGUAAAACAUGAUUAUUAUUAUUAGGUUUUUAAUUCGUAAAAUAAUAACUGGAAUCCCGGAAACUAGGCAAAUGCGUUUGGUCACCAGUUAGACUGCAAACUUCUAUACCUCAGCAUUGCGUUGAUGACAGGUUCACGGUAGUUCCGCCACUCCCCUCCACGACUGAGAGCCAAUCAGCUACCAGUUAGCAGUAGAGAGACCGAAUUCUUUGGACACACCCAAAAGAAGAGGUACUAGAGUAAUAAAUCAGCCUUAGGAAAGCAAUUGUGGGAAUAUCCAUAGCGAUGUUAAUUUUAACCUGUCACCAAAUGAAUCCAGGAAUUUUCUGGGUCUCUAAUUUUAACAUAGUUUGACGGUUAAUAGACUUUUUGUUAACACCUACCUAUAAACAGACAUUUUCACGUAAUUAACUUUCUGUCGGCCCGUUUGACUUGUCUCCAGUUGUCUAAGACGUAACCUUAUUACUAGAGACCUGAAAAAUUUGCGGGUUCAUUUUGUUUUUUGCUAAAAUUCAAAUACCUUAUACCUUAGUGCUGCUUGUGCAAUUGGUUUACUGUUAAUCUGGAGGACUGAGGGCCAAUUAGAUACCCUCACUCAUAGAAGUGUCGAAUCACAGGCCACCCAGUCGAGACGUUUCACAAGUCAGCAGCCAAUGAAUAGUUGGCCUUUUCCCGAGUGUCUAGAGGGUAUUGGAGUCUAUCCUGGAGGUCAUUGAACCCACAAUUUUUUCCGGUCUCUACUUAUUACAAUGCAAUUUGCUGGGGAAAGCCAUGCAGUUGGCUGUGUAAGGAUGUAGUAAGUCGUUCACCAACAAAAACUACUGAUCGUAGAGUUAGCUCCAGAAUUUAUUCGGUGUUGUAGAAUUGUGUUCUGCACCCAUAAUUAUGCUUUAAGGAGAGGGUGCACAGUUUUGAUUGGUUUUUAUUUGUUCUUUGUUCCGUAAACUAGUUGAGCACUUCAAGGGAUUUGGCCCAGCGACAUUUUGAAUUUUAAACUUGUGUGCACCCCAUUUUACUUUUUCCCAAAUCACCUUUGGAGCUCAACAUUUCACAGUAUCGGUGCACAUUCAACAUUCUUGUGUGUUUUUUUUUCUUUUUAAAUGUUUUAUGAUGUUAAACGUGUAGGUUAUAGUGUUGAACUAAAAAAGUUUUUAAAUUUGUGCCUAGUGGCUUUAAUGUGGUAUCCAGAUAAAUUUAAAACUUGGGCGGAGAGAAUGUAUUCAGCUGGAUAAUAUUUAGUGUAAACCUUUUUAGAACUAUUCAAAGUAUCCUUUAUGAAUGUUGCAAAAUGCUGGAAAGUUGGGAAAGAAAGUUUCCACCUCUUGAAUAAUUAAUGGGACCUCCAGAAAGUAAUGUAAAAUGGAAAUAUAAUAAACAUGUAAAGACUGUGAAACUGGUGUUCAUUACCUCGUGCCAUACUCUUUAAAGUGGCUUUGCACAUCGUAUUUUAACAGCUUUUUGAUAUUCUACGCAUCCUGCCGUGAUAGACUUAUUUAAAAACUGUACAUGUUUUACGAACUCGUUGGAUGUUGAAUAUUUUAUGAAGAUUGGUUCAAAGACUUAAGAGAUUAAAUUUUGUAAUGCUUUUAAGAGUACUGUAUCCAAAAGAUAAUUAAUGGGUGUAUUUCUUUUAAGCAAUGUGUAGGAAAAUGUGAACUCAGAAACAGCUGCUGAAAAAUAUAUACUGCAGUAUAUCCCAGGAAUGUUUAUUUUUGUGGGCAUUUUUCUUUUAUAACUCAGUGUCAGGUAAUUGAACACUAUACAAGAAGGUUCUUUCAUGGUUUUAAUUUCAAUUUCUACACAACUUGUGCUGCAGUGAUAGACUAUAUACAUCAGCAUAUGUAAUAAUUAAUUUUGAAGUAAAUUACUUGUAUUGUCUAAGUGUGCAUUAUUACCUUACAUACAUUACAGCUUUCUCUGUAACAUAGAUACUAUUUUAUGAUACACUUAAAUUGUUGUUUUUACCUUGAUUCUCAACUGUGGUCAAAACCGAAAUGUCAGAAUUUCUAUAUUUCUACAUGCGUUAAAUUGUCAAGGGUGGCAUAAGAUUAAAUUUUGUUGCUGUUAUAAUGUCUUUGCUUUCUUAAUCGCAAUGCAAAAUAAAAUCUUGUCUGGGAUAUACAGUUUUAAACAUUUAGCCAUGUUUAUGCAUUUUUUUUUUUGAUUUGUGGUAAGAUCUCAUUUUUUUGAUAAGAUUUUUUUUGUGUGGACUUCGAAGAAAAAUUUUUUGUUAUUGGUAAAAGUAUGGAUUCAGUCUGCAUACAUAAUGUUAGUGUAGUUGUGAUACUGCGUACCUUCAUAACUGAAUAGAAUCCAUUCUGUCAUUUGGAAAACAUUUAUGAAACUCAUUACAAUUUCUUGUUUUGUUUUUGGAACUGUAAGUUGUUAACUUCCAGGUGUGGAUUUUAUUUCCUUAAAAUAAAAACUUUUAGACAAGAUUGUACCUAGGAUGAUUAUUUGAAAUCCCAUGCGACACUUCAUAACUUUUGAAGUAUGUAUGGACUUUUGUAUAUAGUUAAAUUGUUUAAGUUGAAAUUAUUUUACAUUCAAGCAAAUAUUGUAACAUGACAAAAUGGGAAACUGGUAAAGAAAACACGAUACAAGUAAUGUCAGCAAACCUGCCACAAUGGAGUGAAAAAUAGCUAAAAAGCAAUCAGUAACGUCUAACGCGCUUCGCCAAUGCUAAUUGGCCCAAGUUUCCAAUAUUGUCGUAUUAAGAUAUUUGAUUCAAGUAAUUUUUUGUCAUAAUCACUAAUUUUUAUUUGCGAUUUGUUUUUUCAUUUACUUUUAUGUUGUGCAACAACUAAGGAAAAUUAAUUUUUGUCCACUGCACUUGCAGCGUUGCAUAGAGUUAACAAGCCUGCCAACUCACAGACCCGGCAAUGUUAAAUGAUCUAAGGCACGAUUUAGCCACCUUUCGUAAAGCGGCUCUCAAACCAAAAAUGCAUUGUAUGUUGUGAAGAUAUUAGUGUUACCAUGUUAGAAAAAAGUACUAGAAAAUGGCAAGGUUACGUUUCUGAGCUUUUUUUAAUGUUGAAAUUUCGUAAACUCUCAAACACAAACCUGAGACAAUUUUUCCGUACUUUUUCUCACGUAGGGAUGUUUGUCUGUGUGCAAGUCGCAAAGCUGGUUCUGUUUGAAAGCAACGUUGGGGGAAGUCCCUGCCUUGCGCCCGGUACACUUGAACCAGCGUAACUGCCGCAGUGUGUGAACGGGUCUACAGGUUGAUACGACCGGGAAGCGGGAGAGUGAUAUUUUUUCCCUUACUAUAAAGAUGUUUGUUGUAAUUUUCUGGGUUGAAACUCAGGUUAUUAUUUAAUUAUGAGCCUUGUGUAUCGUCGCUUAAAUAAGCACCACCUAAGUGACAAUUUUUUUUUUUUGAGAAUUGAAUUUUUUUUUUGCUUCUCCAUGGAAACUUAUGCAUUUAGCUUCUUCUUGUGACGUUAUUGAUCACUUUCUACUAAUUAAAUAUGUAUAUAUAAAAUGAAAGCAACAUUUUGUAUUGUUAUGUUUGCAUUUGGCAAUCCUGAAAAAUUUUCUUUUGUCAUGUAGGUGGUGGUGUUUAUGUGACAAUGUGUAUUCUACAGUGUUAAUGAUCUCUCGGGAUUGAAAGUAUGGUGCAGAGGACUGCUGUCCUUUUGGCCUCCGAAGGGGCAUCAUUAUCUCGCAUGUAAUAAAUCCGCGGAGUGUAAGUUCUGGUGACUGUGACAAGUUUUCAUUUCAGUGCGGUGUUUCCUGUUUUCUAGGGGGUUGAAGUUCACAUUUUUAGCUUUGGUAUUUCCAGUUAAAACUGUAUCAGCGUUUAAUAAUCCAGCGGAAUUGCUAAUCCAGCAUGGCAGUGAAUCCGAACAUGCUGGAUAAAAGACCGUUCACAUUAUUCUGUAGUAAGGUACGUGAUUGGUGUGGAUACAGGAUGAGCUACUCUACAGGCAUGCUGAGACUUUUUUGACGGAUGCUUUAAUUGAAUAUUCUGACUGAUGGCUCAGUGUUACGAGGUAAUAAAAAAAAUAACAGCUAAUGAAGUAUCAACUUAUCAAGUAUCUAUAUCAAUUUUGUUAAUUUUAUAAAAAAUUUCCAACUGUAAAAGUUUAAACAUUUGUUGAAGCACGUGUCAAGAGGGUCUUACCUUUUAUUUUACACUGUGUACUUAACUAUAAUUUUUUUAAAAGAACUAAUAUUUGCAGAUUGGAAAGUCACAAGUGCUCUGGUGUCUAUCCAAGACUUUAUAAAGUCCUGGGCAUGAUCUGGCUAGUAAUUUUUUUUUGUUUCCUGUUGGCAGUAAGUAGUCUUGAAAGUGUUUGCAUGGUUCGUCCACCUGCAGGGUGUGGAUUCGUCAUUGGGCGAGAGUUUCCCAGGGUGUUAUGCUGUCCGGGUGGUGGAGUUACGAAAGCAGUGCAAGCAUGGACGUGGAACGUAUGUUUUCCCAUCAGGGUUCUAACUGAGGAUAAAGCAGUUGAGAAGCUAGAUUGUGUGUAUGUAUUUCAAUCACUUAAGUUUUUCUUUUUUAUAUUUUCCCGCUUAUCCCAAAAUUACUUCAGGAAAAGCCAAUGCAGGGUUAUGGGUUAUGUUUGCUUGAGAUAACUCCGUGAAAGUAAGUUAGUUGCCAAAUAAUUUCCAAAACAUAAAGUUUCUUAAAUUUAGCCAUUUCGUAAACAGUGCAAGCAUUUUUCUAAAGCUACUUUACAGUGUGUAUGUGUGUGUAAAAGUUCGUGAGGGUAUUCUUGUUAUUUUUUUUUUAAUUCUCCAGUGAUCACUCAUUAAUGGCAAUGUGUUGUCUUAUCAAGUGUCAAUCAUGAAUUUUUGAAGUACUGUACUACCAUACUGAAACUGAAUGUGUGCAUGUAUGUGUAAGUUUGUUCAUGUAUGUUAUGAAAAUCAGUGCAUAUUUUUGUUGAAUUUUUUUCUCUUUAAUUUUUUUUUUUUUUUUUCACCCCUAGAGGUUGUAGUUUUUUGUAGCAAUGAAUCUUAAAAUGUUUGUGAUUUUUGUUUUAAUAUCGAAUAGUGUAAGCCCUCAAAAUUGAACUUACAAUGUUUUGUGAUGUUUGUUUCAAUAUUGAAUUGAACUUACAAUGUUUUGUGAUGUUUGUUUCAAUAUUGAAUUGAAUAGUGUAAGCCCUAGAGUACCUUAAAGUAAUUAUAGAUGUAAUUUUUAGCUGUUAAUGUGUUUAGAUUAUUCUGUAAACUACCUUAUUCCAUUUGACUACUAAUUAAUUUAAAAUAAUUCUUUUUAUAACAUUGUGCAAAAUACAGACUUUAUUUUAUUUUUUUUAAAAUUUCGCAGCAUGAAGAUAGUUACAGGUACAGUUUUGCUUCUUCAUGUAGUGGUCUCAUACCACAUGUUUGUAAAGAUAGUUAAAAAAAAAUAGCCAUUGGUCAGUAGAUUAGUACCUGAAGCGAUAAUUGUUUACAAACAUUAAUUAUCUUGUUCCUUUAAACAACAAUUUUUCUGUAUUUUAUUAAUGGUAUUUAAUAGUUAUGUAUGUAACUGAACUAUUUGUUGAUUAGCUAUGCUUAAAAUUUUAUUAUGAUGCACUUUUAAAAUUUUUAUUCCAAACUUAUUCUUUACAGGUAAUUUCAAAAUAAACUAAUAUUAUAUAUUUAUGGUGCUAAAUGAAAAGUGUAUUUUAUCUUCUGUAAUAAAUUAAGUAUUUUAGAAAAAAAAAUGCAGUUUUGUUCAUGUAAGCAACACCAUGGCUUAUAAAUUGUAAAAUCGCUGAUAUGAUAAUGUUUUUCAUAUUUUAAUAGUUUAAUUAGUAUAUGAAGCGUUGAUGAUUAUGUAUAAUAAUGACUGAUUAGUCAUGUAGCACCCAAUGUUGCGAUCUAAUUGGUGGUUGCCAUAGUAUAAGUCAAGCAUUGGUGCUUUUAGAAACUGCUACCUUCUUUGUUAUCCUUGUGAAUCACGAUUGGCCUUACAGUAACUAUAAAAAUUUUUUCCAAAUGAUUUUUGUGUUGAAUUUAACUAUUACUUGCUUAUUACACAAGGAAAGCGAAUUAAUAACUGCCUUCUGUUAGCUUUAAGUGUACAUAAAAUUUUUUUUUAAUGCUUACUUAGUUGUCAGAAACAUUUAUUUGUUCUACAGGUAGAUGUAAAAUGGAAAUACGCUAUCAAAGUAUUGAUUAAUUUUUUUUUAAAUUUCUUUUAAAAAAAUAAGUAUGACAGUUUUUCUCCAAAUAAUAUUUGUCCGUGAUUUCAGUGAUUUUUAAAAAAAAAAAGUUUUUAAAUCUAAAGUGGACUGUUUACGGUGUAUAUCAGCCUCUAAUGAAUUGUACGUCCUUUCUUCUUGUAUCAGGGCCUUUUCCAUUGUACCAAGGUGAUUCAGGUUUGAUUCCCUGCGGGGUUGAACCCAUAUUUUUUGCAAGUGGUAAAUGUGUUGGAUGUAGUCAGGGGUAGAUAGGUUUCCUCAGGGUACUCCUUUUUCCCUCACUCAUUCACUCAAUCAUUGCUCCAUUCCCGCAUCACCACCCCCUCAUUGCCUCGGUGACGAGAGACCAGACCACUGGGGCUCAGUGUUUGGCGAGAUAAUGCUUUUGUGAGGUACAGGCACGUCUGAAAUUAAGUCCUUGGUAAGUCGUCAACCGGCACGGAAGGACCGCGCAAAACCAUUCUGGGAGAGCUUGUUCGUUCCACGAGCGGGAGCCCUUUUUCGUCACAUUCAAUCCAGACACUAAGCUGUUAUUCCAUUCCACACGAAUCAACACAUUAAAUAAAAUAAAGGUCUUCGUUUUCCAAAGAACUCGGCUAGCCAACCUUUUACCAGCAUUUUUCUUGGAAAACGAUUUAAGAAUAUUCGGCUAUCAAAUUUAAAAUGUUGAAAUAAGUUACGCGUCGUAAAAGUGCAUUCCUUUGUGGUGUAUACUUAAUUGUAUUUGAUUUUUUUCAAAACCGUGUUUUGAGUGCUUUAAUAUUUAAAAAAAAAGGUUCAGGAGGGGUUCGGUGAAUACAAUCAGGCGACAUCCACUGCUGGGGCCCACGAUACACGGAGACAUUGAAGAGGUCGCUAUGCAGGUAGUCCGACUGACAAGCGGUGUCAUGCCGUCCUUCUGUUUCUUUGUUACGUCAUUCUUCGGUUUUAACCUGCCGGAGGAAAAGGAAUCGACUCUCGUGAAGCUGUUUUGUAUCCACGUACAGCAUGGUUUAAGCAAUCACAUGGCAUAUUUUUAAAAUGGCAAUAUGUCGGUAGUUGUAGGCAAGGAGUGUGACGACGUUAACUUUAGGUGGUCGCCAAACAGCGUGCAGAUCUCUGGGUUUCAACGUUGUUUCAAACUGCUCAAGAUUCAUUGAAAGUGUCAGAUUAUGAAUAGCAUUUAAGAGCCAUUGUAUUUUUCCAUGCAAGUUUUUUUUUCAUGGUUUCUUCUACAACAUGUACAUUUAAAACAGUGAAAAAGGCUAAAAGGGGUGUUUUUACAGACCUUUUUAGGUAUGAAAAAUUCUAAUUACUGUAUUAUUGUAAAUGUAAUAGAUAGAGACAAGAUUUUCAGGCCAAUUUUGUUUUUAAAACUGGAGAUUUCAGUGUUACUGAUUUUUUUUUUUUUUUUUUGAAAUCCGUUAAUUAAAAAAAAUAUAUUACAGAACCAAUAUGAUACUUGAAUGUUCCAUUAUACGUUUUUCUCCUGAACAGUGACAUUUUGACUGAUACAUGACACACAUUUCAAAUGUAAUGAUUUGUAAUAAUAAUAUGUCUUUAACUUUUUGGAACAAAAUCUGUUAAGUAUUUCUGAGUUUGAAAAGUGUUCUAAGGUCAUAAGGUAAAAAUGAUUAGCUUAUAACAGUUGCAAGAUAAAAAAAAAAUAAUAAUCCUUUUCAAUUUUUUUUAUUAAAUUUGUGGUGCAGACAUCAUGCUAAAUAAAUUAUUUUCUUUGAAUUUAAUAUUUUAAAAGAUUAGAUGUUUGUCCUUAGAGUUAAGUUCUGAUUGAGAACGCUGAUUUUUUUAAAUUGCACUUCGGUGCUUUGUGAUUUAUUUAUUUUAAUUUCAGUGUUACAUGGUGUUUUGACAUGCUUUAUGCUGUUAUUUCGGUUUUUUUUUAUCACAAUUCACCUCAUACCCUUGUCCCUAGUAAUAGAGAAGUGCAGGAUCCCUAAUAUUCCAACAUACAUUGAUAGGGUCGCCUCUUAAAAUCCCGUAGAGGCACGUUACCGAUGAAAAGACUGGGCCAGUUCGAUUUUAUUGCUAUUUAAGAGUAUGAUAUGAUUAUCUAGUUAAUUGUGAUAAACUAUUAAAAUAAUGUCAUUAUACCAUUAUUUUUUAAACAUUGGUUAAUAAAACCCUCCAAUAUAAAACAAUAUUCAUGUAUGCUGAAAUUAAAAUUCAAUAUUGAACAAGUGAUGCUUAUAUUUUUUUAAUUAGUAAAAUAUUUCUUAAUUUUUCUAUGCUAGAACAUUGUUUUGUUGAUUUUGGAUGGUAUUUAUUUAAUGCAGCUGAAUGAUGCUUUCUUCGCAUGCCCUGUUUUGACUGACAAAUUGUGAACAUUGCAUGAUUAACAUAAAUAAAUAAAUUAUAGACAUACUAUCUUGUAUUACGUUAUUGAAAUUUUUGUUGCAGUAUCAAGUUGUGAAAGUGUUUUAAGUUAGUUAUUUUAUCCUUUUACAAGUGUGUGUUUGAGCAUGUAUUAUAAAUUAAUGCUAAAACAAGUCUUCAUUCACUCUUGCCUGUACCCAAGUACUAACAAAAAAAGAAAAAGAAACGAGAAGCAACACUGCUUACAGCUACAAGAACAAAAUAGCCUGUUGGUUAUUUCUUACUUGAAAAAUUUCAUAAACUGGCACAAAACUUAAACAUAACAUUUAAUUUCUUAUAAUAUUUAUAGUUUCUAGAUUUGUUUGUCAUUUUGCAACCCUAAAACACGGUUUUCACCAAAAAAAGUUCGUUCAAGAUAACACUUGAACCAGGUAAUAUGUACUAGACUCCGAGAGUCAAAGGAUUUGAUAAGACUGAAUGAAGUACAUAAUUAUCCAGCAGAAUUUUAGCUUUUUCAUGUUUGAUUUAAACCUGUGUGAUAGUACUGUUUCAAUUCCAAAUCUUGUAAUUUUUUUUUAAAAUUUAUGUUGAAAUUGUUCAUACUUCUGAUUUGUCCAAAUAAAUAUUUUUAGUACACAUUGUA
Molecule: messenger RNA, 13048 nt
Organism: Bacillus rossius redtenbacheri
Lineage: Eukaryota; Metazoa; Arthropoda; Insecta; Phasmatodea; Bacillidae
Gene: DCP1
Product: mRNA-decapping enzyme 1
Exons: 2
Coding region: 271-1626 (451 amino acids)
Biological process (GO): deadenylation-dependent decapping of nuclear-transcribed mRNA; deadenylation-independent decapping of nuclear-transcribed mRNA; positive regulation of catalytic activity
Cellular component (GO): P-body
Molecular function (GO): mRNA binding; enzyme activator activity
Source: RefSeq, a predicted model, not a curated record